Messenger RNA from Physella acuta, 2143 nucleotides. Its product is annotated as cAMP-regulated D2 protein. The record is from RefSeq and is a predicted model, not a curated record. Lineage: Eukaryota; Metazoa; Mollusca; Gastropoda; Physidae.
CCGUCACGUGGUACAGCGGUAUCACAUCUGGCGAUAACAGUGGUCACGUGGUAUGGAGAUAUGCCACGCCCACAUGUUUAGUAGCGGGAGACCUACCGACACAAACUGACAAUGUCCCGUGGGUUGCUCGCCCUUAGUUUCCUGUCGUGUGCCAUCUUGUCCGUGCUGGGCAGAGAGGUCAUCGUGCAGACGAGCCAUGGCAAGGUCAAGGGCAUCAGCGACGGCUUGACCGUGGCCUUCAGAGGUGUGCCCUUUGCCUCACCGCCUGUCGGUAAAUUAAGAUGGCUGCCGCCCCAGCCCCCCGCCCCGUGGGCCCAUGUGCUGGCAGCAGACGUAGACCCGCCCGGGUGCCCACAGAUCGGCUGCGAGAAGUUGACGCCCACCAUCGCCUGCCCCAAAAAGAUGUCUGAAGACUGUCUCUAUCUGAAUAUCUUCGCCCCCGAUGGUGCCGGAAAUACUUCCGGUCUGCCGGUUAUGGCCUACAUUCACGGCGGAAACUUCUUCGACAUGAGUGGGUCAAGUCCGCUGUUCGACGGGGUCUACUUCACACAGAGGGGGAAUGUUGUCCAGGUCAACAUGAACUACAGGCUGGGUGCUCUGGGGUUUCUGGUGACCGGGGACGGGGAUGACGACGCCCGGGGCAACUACGGCCUCUACGACCAGGUGUUAGCCCUCAAGUGGAUCAGGGACAACAUCCGGCAGUUUGGUGGUGACCCGGAGAAGGUGACGUUGUUUGGUCAGAGUGCCGGCGCCCAGUCCGUCAUCCAGCACAUGACGCUGGACGAGACUGCCGGACUGUUCCAGCGCGCCAUCAUCGAGAGCUCACCCCUGGCCCUGCCAUACAAGACAUACACAGAGGCCUUCGUGCUGGGCGGGCUGCUGGCGGAGGCUGUCGGCUGUCCCGUCAGGGAUAUGGACUGUCUGAGGGCUAAAACAGCGGAGGAGAUAACUCAAGCGUCCCUGAAGACUAGAUCGGAAGUUGCCUCCCUAAAGUUCCUCGAGAUGUUUGAACCCUACGGACCUCACAUCGACGGCAGAGUCGUUAAAGGCCAGCCCCUGGAUGUGUACGGGGCUGGGGGCUACCAGAAGAAGCCCAUCAUGAUCGGUAGCACGCGCGAGGAGACGGUCCUGUACAUCUACGGCGCCUACAACAAGACGGUGACGGUCAUAGACUAUCUGGCGCUCCUGCUGGCCGUGCGGCCGGACAAGGUCAUCGAGAUGGCAGAACACUACCCACCCACGUCCCUGGAGGACCAGAGGGAGGUACUGGUCAACAUCAGCACCGACCUGGUCUUUGGCUGCCCCACUCGGAACCUGAGCCGUACCCUGCUGGACCAGGGGUCGGGGGAUGUCUGGCUCUACCUCUGGGACCACGCCUUCUCCUUCCCCGGCUGGGGGCAGGUCACGUUCUGUGAAGGUCGGGUUUGCCACGGCACGGAGAUCGUGUACGUGUUUCACACCGCCAAUAAAGGCAACUUCACAUUUACGGCAGACGAGGAGGCCUUAAGUAGCGAUCUCAUCAGCUACUGGACAAACUUCGCCUGGUCCGGUGACCCCAACACCCGUGACGUCACUCGCCAGCGGCCACGCCAGACUGACCAGAUGGCCAUAAACGCCGAGGCCACCAUCCACCUCGGCCACCAGGACAUGCACGCGCGUCUGGACAUCUCAUCCAAGGUCAGAGGUCAACUGACCCCCUGGCCGAAGUACAGCCCCACGUCCCAGUGGCCGGCCAUGCACUUCCUGGUGCCGAGCCGCACGUUGGUGCACGACUACAGGGACCAGUUCUGUCAGUUCUGGGACGGGAUUGGGUAUGGAGCCGACAGGGCCUAGACAGCGGAAGUCGUACGGCAUUGUCCGGCUAGACGUCGUUAACUACAGCAGAACAAGAUAUUGACAGGUUCGGUGGGCAGUUGGCCAACCACUGUCUCACUUGUACAGUUUUUUUGUACACGUGUUAGGUUAUACAAUACAACGACCAGAUGUAAUGUUGUACAACUGUAAUGCUGUACACAUAGAAUGUACCCAUAUUAUGUUGUACAUAAUUAUGUUUUGUAGAAAAACUGUUAUGUUGUACUUAGUUUUUUGUGCCAUUGUCUAAUGUAAUAUUGCUUUGCCAUUAAAACGGUGUAAACCUACUCAA